GAGAAGUCGGAUUAUCAGAGGCUGGCCAGCGGGGAAGACGAAGAGGCCGAAGCGCCGCUGGGAGCCCCGUCCCGUGGUUUCUCCGACGCUCUGCCUCAGGAGCCCAGGCCGAGUAACCUGGCAAUGCCAGCCCAGCAAAAGCUGACUGGUGGCAUGCAAGCCGACGAAGGCACAGAUUGGCUGCUGGAACUGCUGACCGAGGUCCAGCUGCAACAGUAUUUCGUGAGGAUCCGCGAUGACCUCAACGUUACGCGGCUCUCGCACUUCGAGUACGUCAAAAAUGAAGAUCUGGAGAAAAUCGGCAUGGGCCGUCCUGGUCAGCGGCGCCUCUGGGAGGCUGUGAAGAGGAAGAAGGCGAUAUGCAAAAGGAAAUCCUGGAUGAGCAAAGUGUUCAGCGGGAAGAGGCCCGACGCGGAGUUCCAGCCGCAGCCGGCCGGGCGUCCCGUGCAAGAGAUCCCCUCCCCCCCCGCGGAGGAAGGCCAGCAGCAGCUAGCCCUGACCUGCCUGAUCAGCGAAAAGGACCUGGUGCUCUUUGAGAAGCUGGGCGAUGGCUCCUUCGGGGUGGUGCGGCGUGGGGAGUGGGGGGCGCCCACUGGCAAGACGCUCAGCGUGGCCGUGAAGUGUCUCAAGACCGACGUGCUGAGCCAGCCGGAAGCCCUGGACGACUUCAUCCGAGAGGUCAACGCCAUGCAUUCCCUGGAUCACCGGAACCUCAUCCGCCUGUAUGGGGUGGUGCUUUCCAACCCCAUGAAGAUGGUGACAGAGCUGGCCCCGCUGGGCUCCCUGCUAGACCGGAUGCGCAAGAACCAGGGCCACUUCCUGAUCUCCACGCUCUGCCACUAUGCCAUCCAGAUCUCCCGGGGCAUGGCCUACUUGGAGUCCAAGCGCUUCAUCCACCGCGACCUGGCCGCCCGCAACAUCCUCUUGGCCUCCAACGACCUGGUCAAGAUCGGGGACUUCGGGCUCAUGAGGGCCUUGCCCAAGAACGACGACCACUACGUCAUGCAGGAGCACCGCAAGGUGCCUUUCGCCUGGUGUGCUCCUGAGAGUCUAAAAACCCGCACCUUCUCACACGCCAGCGACACCUGGAUGUUUGGAGUGACACUUUGGGAGAUGUUCACGUACGGACAGGAGCCCUGGGUUGGCCUGAAUGGCAGUCAGAUUUUGCACAAGAUCGACAAGGAAGGGGAGCGGCUGACACGGCCAGAGGACUGCCCCCAGGACAUCUACAACGUCAUGUUGCAGUGCUGGGCACACAAACCGGAAGACCGGCCGACCUUCGUAGCCUUGCGUGACUUCCUCUUGGAGGCUCAGCCCACGGACAUGCGAGCCCUGCAGGACUUCGAAGAGCCGGAUAAGCUCCUCAUCCAGAUGAGCGACAUCAUCACCGUCAUCGAGGGCAGGGCCGAGAACUAUUGGUGGCGGGGCCAGAAUAAGCGGACCUUGAAGGUGGGCCAGUUCCCACGCAACACGGUGACUUCGGUGGCGGGACUGUCGGCUCAUGACAUCAGCCAACCCCUGAAAAACAGUUUCAUCCACACGGGUCAUGGGGACACCAACCCGCAGCAGUGCUGGGGCUUCCCCGAUAAGAUUGAUGAGCUGUACCUGGGAAAUCCCAUGGACCCUCCAGACAUCCUAGGUGUGGACUUGAACGCAGCCAGGCCCACCCAGCUCCCGGGAAGGUCAAAAAGGGAGCCGCCGCCCCGGCCGCCUCAGCCCUCGAUCCUCCUCAAGAAGCCCUCGUACGACCCCGUCAGCGAGGAGGACGACCCCCUUUCUUCCGGCCUCAAGCGCCUUUGCCUGAAGAAGUCGGGCCCGCCGCGAGGCCUGCGUCUCGCCAAACCCUCCGCCCGCGUCUCAGGCACCAAAGUGGCUGAGAGGCUGCUGCUGCCGCGGCACAAGGGGAGCAGCGUGACGGGCAGCGAGGUGACGCUGAUCGACUUCGGAGAGGAGCCCGUCCCCACCACCCCCUCGCCCGUCGGGGAACGCUGCGCCCCGUCGCUGGCCAAGCUGGCCAUGGAGGCGUUCUCUUUGUUGGACAAGACCCCCCCACAAAGCCCUACACGGGCCCUGCCUCGGCCCCUGCACCCGACCCCCAUCGUGGACUGGGACGCCCGGCCCCUCCCGCCGCCCCCCGCCUACGACGACGUGGCCCAGGACGAGGACGACUUCGAAGUCUGCUCCAUCAACAGCACCGAAGGGCUGGUGAGACGGCCGAACAGCCACCCGGCCUGGGAAAAGACGGGGGAGACCAACUCUGGUUUUCUGUCCGAGGGCGACCGUCCCGCCCUCCCCCUCGAGGACAACCUCUUCCUGCCGUCCAAGGAGGUCAAACAACCCAGCCCCGCCCAAACCACCGAGCUCUUCCAAGAGCUGCAGCAGGAGUGCAUGAAACGCCUCAACGUGCCCUCGGGGGCCGCCUCGGCGGCCUCGACCCCCAGCCCGGGGGAGGAGAAGCCCCAGAUCCCCCCUCGCGUGCCCAUUUUGCCCCGGCCUCUCCGCCGCAACGAGCACGGUCGCUGGUCUGGGGAAUUGUCCCCGGCUUCUGGGGGAGAGGAGAACCGGCCGCCCCAGAUUCCUCCGCGGGACCCGUUGUCCCAGCCCAACUCCAGGACGCCCAGCCCCGUGCCUCUCCCAGGCGGGUCCCCCCAACCGAGAGCCGGUCUGUGCUCUCCGCACUCCCUGGGCUCCUAUCUGUCCACGUCUCCGGGAAAGCCGCCCAUGCCCACGACUCAAAGCUUUGCGCUGGACCCAAAGUACGCCACCCCCAAAAUCAUUCAGGCUCAAGGCAAAGAGAGCGCCAAGGGACCUUGCAUCCUGCCCAUCGUGAAGGAUGGCCGGAAGGUCAGCAACACCCACUAUUACUUGCUGCCGGAGCACCCACCUUACCUGGACAAGUACGAGAAGUUCCUGAAGGAGGCCAAGGCCCCCGAGGAAAACCCAGCGCCGGGCCGGGCGGUCACCACGGCUACCGUGCGGCCAAUGGUCCAGCAACAGCCCGACUACAAAGCCAACUUCUCUUCCAACAACAGCAACGUCGUGGUGAAGGCUUCCUGCGGCCUCCAGAAGAUCAUCUACGAUGGUUCCGGUCCAGACAGCUUGAGGCCCCCGGAGAAGAUACGGCUGGUCCAGGAGACGGUGCAUGGCGUAACCACGGAGGAGUGCCAGGCCGCGCUUCAGAACCACAGCUGGAACGUUCAGAAGGCUAUCCAGUACUUGAAGGUCGAGCAGCUCUUCUGCCUGGGCCUGAAGACGCGAACAGAGUGCCACAAAGUCCUGGAGAUGUUCAACUGGAACUUGGAGCAGGCCAGUUCCCACUUGCUGGACCCCUACAGCGCCUUCCGCUUCAAGCGGUGACCCUUGGCUGGACCCUGAAGCCCAAACGUUUGACCCACGGUGGGUGCCCACGGGCAGCGAUCCUGAGGGCCCUCUUUCUGGCACACGGACCAAGAGGCAGCUCUGAGGCUCAGAGGAUGACGGAGCAAAGACGGACGAGACCACAGCCGGGGCUAUUGGCCCCGUUCCUUAUGUCCCCUGCCCCGCCGCCCCGCCGAAGUUAGACUGUACACACUCCUUCCUCCUGCAGACGCAGGCGGCUCAGAGUUCGCUUGUAUUUUGAUUCCCCCCCCCCCCGCGCGCCGCUUCCAACCGUCGUCGCUGUUGCUUGCCAUUGAGUUUAUUUUGUAAAGAGAAGUGUUACGUUAAUAUAUAAAUAUUCUAUUCUAUUUUGAA
Molecule: messenger RNA, 3732 nt
Organism: Heteronotia binoei (common prickly gecko)
Lineage: Eukaryota; Metazoa; Chordata; Lepidosauria; Squamata; Gekkonidae
Gene: TNK2
Product: tyrosine kinase non receptor 2
Biological process (GO): regulation of keratinocyte differentiation; negative regulation of epidermal growth factor receptor signaling pathway; protein phosphorylation
Cellular component (GO): extrinsic component of cytoplasmic side of plasma membrane
Molecular function (GO): protein binding; protein tyrosine kinase activity; ATP binding
Source: RefSeq, a predicted model, not a curated record